Staurois parvus is the source of this 252-nucleotide messenger RNA. NCBI's taxonomy places the organism in Eukaryota, Metazoa, Chordata, Amphibia, Anura, Ranidae. The record is from the annotation of a GenBank genome assembly.
CAUAUCAAUGCCAGUCAGUGCCACCUAUCAGUGCUGCCUAUCCGUGCCAGUCAGUGCUGCCUAUCAGUGCCAUCAGUGCCGCCUAUCAGUGCCUAUCACUGCAGCCUCAUUAGCUCACAUCAGUGAAGGAGAAAAAUCACUUAUUUACAACAUUUUAUAACAAAAACUAAGAAAAAACUUUUUUUUUUUUUUCAAAAUUUUCAGUUGUUUUUGGUUUGUUUAGCAAAAAAAUAAAAACCCAGAGGUGAUUAA